AAGGGAGAAAGGGAGAAAGGGAGAAAGGGAGAAAGGGAGAAAGGGAGAAAGGGAGAAAGGGAGAAAGGGAGCAAGGGCGGCUUCGUUCGCCCUGGGUCUGUGAGGAGGCCGGUUGAUGCGUUGGCAAGUGUCGAUACAUACACACACCACACAGACGACAACACCAAGGAAAGAACGACCUUGCCCUGCCAACUUUAUCCCGAAAACACAGCCAACCCCACGCAGUUGCCACGACUGACACGAUUGUACACGUCUAAAUGCCUGAAUAAACGCCCUAUGAGGCCCAAUUAACGUCAAUUCCACGUCAAUUGACUCCGCCUGUGGGACUUCCCAUUCCUGGAUCCUGGAUUUGUCCAGCCACCUUCCUGUUCGUCGUUCAUGGAUCACUACUGCAUAUCCUCAAUUUGUUUCUCCACCUCCGCUGCACCUACCAUAAAACCAGCGUAGCGUCACGUCCCAACGCGCGCAUCCUGCAAUGUCACCUCCUCAAUCCACGGCCGACGCUGAGGAUAAGAGUCCCCUUUCCUCGUCGCCGCCGAUCUCCCUCUCCGACUUCUUUCUCUCAAUUCCAUACUUCAUGGCCUCCACGGAGGUAGAUCAGAAGUUCCUGGGGCAAUUCGCAAAGAACAUCGCCUCAGACAACCCGCUCCUGUCGUCCAUGCUGUUCAAGCUACUUGGCCUCUCCGUCGUCCUUGCCAAGCAGCUCGUUCGCGCGCGCAAAUUGCGAAAGCUCGAUCCAACCCGUGCGACAAAGAGCCUGGACCUGUACUUCCACAUCAUAUGGCUCAGCCGUGAGGGCCUUCUCAUCGUGGAGCAAUAUGUCCUCCACAUGGUCUCGUCCUUUGAGGAACUCAAAGUCCUGACCUACAAACUACGCGCCUCCUUCUACCACAUCUUUGUCCUCUUCCACAACCAACCGUCAAUCAAUUCAGCCGGGCCGCGGCAAAUCACAACCCCGCCAGGGCUACUCUCCCCACGACAGAAGCAGGACAAGGGCAAGGCACCAGCAAUACCAGGCACAUCACAUACACCAACCAUCCCAUCACCCCCCGAAUCUCGCUCGUCCUCAGUCCAGCCAUCACACCCACUAGAAGGCGGACCUGUACAACAUCCCGACGCCCAACGAGACGCGCGACAAUCCGGCUCCGCAGCAGACUUCCUCCUCCAAAGCAGAGACUACAUCCCCACCGCCAUGGCCGCCUUCCAAGAAGCCAACGACCUCGCCGAGCGGCUCCUCUGGGGCUCCCACCCCCUCCGCCUCAGCGUCAAAACCGAAUUCUCCGCCUUCCUCUACGACUGCGCCAAAGACGCCGACCGCUCCCGCCGCCUCGCCAAAAACACAAUCGCAGAAGUCUACAACGCAACCGAAGGCAUGGACGACGAGAUGUUCGAAGACGCCGCCGAACUCGUCGGCACCCUCGGCAAAUUCAUGAAGCGCGGCCUCGGCAGCGCAGGCGACAGCAGCUCGGGAAGCAAGAGCACACUCCGAGCUGGCGCUGGUGCCGCAGAACAGCGACAGGAACCCUCAAGACCCCUGAGAAGUACACCGCCCAGGGCCGAGAACCUGCGCAACGAAGCGCUGCGCGAUGCCCGUGCGACGCCGCCCCGUGCGACGCCUCCGCGUGCGGUGCCGCCGAGGGGUCUGCUGACUCCGCCCGGGCACCCGAGGAGGGACGCGGAGGUGUCGCCGGCGGUGUCGGGGGUGGGGAUGGAUAAUCCUAUUUGAUAUGAAGAUACGUUUUGAUUCUGGCGUUUACGGUACGGCAAAGCGACGUUUUUGUUCAAUAUCGGGGGGCUCUCUUAUUACCAGUGGAGCCAGGGAGGGAGUGGGGGAGUGGGCGCAUUUAUGGCGGGAGCUGAUCUGAUUUGCUCGUGAUCCAUAUGGCGUUGGGCUUUUGUAUUGUUUAAUGUAUUAACAUGAGAUAGAGGGGGGUGGUUGCAUUUGGUUGGAGAUAGCAUUCUGUAUAUAUUUCGUCAUCGGUUAGCGAUGGUGAUAAUCUACUUUUUUCGAAAUGGGAUGGGAGGGGGAUGCAUCAGAGCGGUGGGAGGGAGCAAGCAUGGACUGUGACGAGUGAGAUAGUCACGGAAUACAAAUGCAAGCAUGGACUGUGACGAGUGAGAUAGUCACGGAAUACAAAU
Messenger RNA from Pseudogymnoascus destructans, 2139 nucleotides. RefSeq lists its product as uncharacterized. Bases 476 to 1726 code for a protein of 416 amino acids. The transcript has a single exon. Gene Ontology annotation, cellular component: cytoplasm. The record is from RefSeq and is a predicted model, not a curated record. Gene Ontology annotation, biological process: signal transduction. NCBI's taxonomy places the organism in Eukaryota, Fungi, Ascomycota, Leotiomycetes, Thelebolales, Thelebolaceae.